This is a messenger RNA of Penicillium arizonense, 198 nucleotides long. RefSeq lists its product as uncharacterized. The transcript has 2 exons. The record is from RefSeq and is a predicted model, not a curated record. Gene Ontology annotation, cellular component: cytosol. Gene Ontology annotation, biological process: glutathione metabolic process. Bases 1 to 198 code for a protein of 65 amino acids. Lineage: Eukaryota; Fungi; Ascomycota; Eurotiomycetes; Eurotiales; Aspergillaceae. Gene Ontology annotation, molecular function: 5-oxoprolinase (ATP-hydrolyzing) activity.
AUGAAUCUAGGAUAUCAACUCGGAAGUGAUGUCGGCGGCACCUUCACCGACGUCUAUGUCUUCACUCCUCACGGCCAAAUCUUCAUGCACCACGGCACCACAACAGCCACCAAUGCUGUCCUAGAGGGCAAAGGAGCGCGUACCGCGCUCAUGGUCACAGCCGGCCACAAAGAUAUUCUGGCCCUGCGUCGGUCUUAG